AUUCAUUAUAUGGGGAGAUGAGUGAUGCUCCACUCUGUUCUAGUUCCAUUUCUUGUUCACAAAACCUGUGUCACUGCAUUUGGCACUGUAACGCAAAACCCGUGGAAUCAACAACAAUUGAAGGGUAUAUUCGAAAUGGGCGCUGAAAAUGAAGAAGCCCCUGAGAGAGAGCUCAACACUUUGCCUCCUUCUAAUGGAUGGAAAAACCGCAUCUUAAUCCCAACCCUUCUUGCAGGGGUUGCUGGUGCUGGAACUGGGUUAAUCUCGAAGCAUCAGAAGAGUCUUGGUCUUGCAAAUAUUACUGCCAGCUACGCUGCUAAUUUUGCCAUCGUCACUGGUUGCUAUUGCGGGGUACGAGAAUUUGUGACAGAAACUAGAAAAACAGGACCUGAUGAUUUAUGGAACUCUGUAGUUGCUGGAUUUGGAACAGGUGCUCUUCUAGGGCGUCUGCAAGGCGGUCAACUUGGGGCGGUUCGAUACUCUGUCAUCUUCGCUGUUGUAGGGACAACAAUAGAUUAUGCUACUCUCAAAGCGAAAGACUUUUUGAGAGAUCAAACUAAAAUAAUACAUCAGGAUCAUGAGAAUUCACAGAAAAAUGGAAAAUGGUUUAGAUUGCCAGAAUGGUCCCCGAUACGGAUACUUGAUGAGGAAGCACUUGCUAAAAAACGAGCUCAGGAAGAGGAGUUUCUUGCACAGAGGGCAAGGAUUCGUAGUCUAAGGGAAGAAGAAUCUUGAAAAACUGUACACUAUUUUUUGGAUGUGAUGAUUAUGCAUGUCUUUAUCAGAGGUUCGGAACUGUUGAGAAUUAAGUUCUAGUCACCUUUUGGAUUGUGUGAAGAUUUUUCCUCUUCCCUUUCUCGAUAUUACACAUGGGAAAUCCAUAACUUAGUUGAGUGUUUGUAUCUUAUUGCAUUUUUGAGAGGACUUAAUUCAUACAGAACUUUCUCAUUCUCUCAAGUCUCAAUGAAUUGGUCAAUUCAUUUUGUUUUGCUUUUGAUGUUCUGUGAUGCAGCCAAGACCAAAUGGAUUGUCUCAAUUAGAAAGCGAGGCAAUAAGUAGGUAGAACUAGAUGACUAUUUAAACUGUUUUGUACUAUCAAUCAAUGUAUCCAAGCUUAUAUUAAGAAAUAUCUACCAAUAAUUACUUUUUACCA
Arachis ipaensis is the source of this 1153-nucleotide messenger RNA. Its product is annotated as Mitochondrial import inner membrane translocase subunit Tim17/Tim22/Tim23 family protein. Lineage: Eukaryota; Viridiplantae; Streptophyta; Magnoliopsida; Fabales; Fabaceae. The record is from RefSeq and is a predicted model, not a curated record. Gene Ontology annotation, biological process: protein insertion into mitochondrial inner membrane. Gene Ontology annotation, molecular function: transmembrane protein transporter activity. Gene Ontology annotation, cellular component: TIM22 mitochondrial import inner membrane insertion complex.